CGACAGCAACAAGAGCAGGGUGACGACUAACGCGAGCAGCAUGAGGGUUAUCGAGGUCAUAAUAGACGGCUUCAAGUCGUAUGCCGUCCGGACGGUGAUUUCGGGAUGGGACGAGAGUUUCAACUCCAUCACCGGCCUCAAUGGCUCGGGGAAGUCAAACAUUCUCGACGCCAUCUGUUUUGUUUUGGGCAUUACCAACAUGUCGACAGUGAGAGCGCAAAACCUACAGGACCUUAUAUACAAGCGCGGACAAGCCGGCGUGACGAAAGCGAGUGUUACCAUCGUAUUUGAUAAUCGGGACAAGAAGAAAUCACCCAUCGGCUUCGAGGAAUAUGCAACAAUCAGUGUGACUCGACAAAUCGUCCUGGGCGGGACGUCAAAGUACCUAAUCAACGGGCAUAGGGCGCAGCAACAGACGGUACAGAACCUGUUUCAGUCGGUACAGCUCAACAUCAACAAUCCCAACUUCCUCAUCAUGCAAGGCAGAAUCACCAAAGUCCUGAACAUGAAGCCCGUCGAGGUUUUGUCCAUGAUCGAGGAGGCGGCCGGCACAAGGAUGUUUGAGGAUCGGCGCGACAAGGCGCUUAAGACCAUGGCAAAGAAGGAGAUGAAGCUUCAGGAGAUCACAGAACUGCUUCGAGACGAGAUCGAGCCGAAGCUGGAGAAGCUGAGGACAGAGAAACGCGCAUUUCUCGAUUUCCAACAGACACAAAACGACAUGGAACGGCUGACGAGGGUUGUGGUCGCCCAUGACUACGUCAAGAGCCAAGAGCAACUCGCGCAAUCCGCCGCCGACCUAGACGGCAAGAAGCAACGCAAGAAAGAUCUCGAGCACUCCGUGGCACGUCUGAAGAGCGAAAUCUCCCAUCUGGAGGAAGACAUGGAGAGAGUGCGUGCGCAACGGGACAAGGAGCUCAAAAAGGGCGGCAAGGCCCAGGCACUCGAAGAUGCGGUCAAGAAGCAUUCGAACGAGCUCGUACGGCUCGCCACGCAGAUGGAUCUCAAAAAGUCCAGUCUUGCCGAGGAGGAAGAGAAGAAGUCUGCCGUUGAGAAGACGGUCUCCGAGCUGGAGACAUCGCUCCAAGACAAGACGAAAGCGUACGAGAAGACCAAGGCCAAGUACGACACAGCCAAGGAGCAGGUUGAGAAGCAGAGGGAAGAGGCCGAAGCGAAGGAGGAGCUGCUCCAAUCGUUGCAAACUGGCGUCGCUUCCAAAGACGGUCAAGACAGCGGCUAUCAGGGACAACUUCAGGAUGCCCGGAACCGCGCCACGGCAGCAGUCACAGAGCAAGAACAAGCGAAAAUGAAAAUUACUCACCUCGAGAAGCGGCUCAAAGAGGAAGAGCCCCGUGCGAGGAAAGCCAAAGAACAGAACGCCGGGCUCCUCAAAGACCUCGAGGGUUUGCGGGCACAACAGCAAAAGCUCGAGAAGGAGCUGGGCAGAAUGGGCUUCCAACCUGGCCAAGAAGAAGAUCUAUACCAUCAGCAAUCUUCGCUUCAGCAACAGACCCGGACCUUGCGACAAGAAUCCGACGUUUUGAAGAGGAAAGUUGCCAAUAUCGACUUCAACUACGCGGACCCGGUGCCCAACUUUGACAGAUCCAAAGUUAAAGGUCUGGUCGCUCAGCUUUUUACCCUCGGCAAGGAGCACACCAAGGCGGGGACCGCGCUGGAGAUCUGUGCCGGCGGCCGGCUCUACAACGUCGUGGUGGACACAGAGGUUACAGGCACGCAACUUCUCAAAGGCGGCAAGCUCCGUAAGCGAGUCACCAUCAUCCCUCUCAACAAGAUCGCGGCUUUCAAGGCAUCGGCGCAGACAAUUGCGACGGCGCAGCGCAUUGCACCAGGCAAGGUUGACCUCGCGUUGUCUCUCGUGGGCUACGAUGAGGAGGUGUCUGCAGCCAUGGAGUACGUUUUCGGCAACACUCUGGUCUGCGCCGACGCCGAUACGGCCAAGAAGGUUACAUUCGACCCCAAUGUCCGGAUGAGAAGCAUCACCCUGGAAGGCGACGCAUAUGACCCUUCAGGGACGUUGUCAGGCGGGAGUGCGCCGACCUCCAGCGGCAUGCUGGUGACCUUACAGCAGCUCAAUGAGCUAACCCGGCAGCUCAACCAGGCCGAAGCGGCCUUGAAGGAAGUCCAGGCUACCAUUGCCCAGGAGAAGUCCAAGCUCGACCAUGCGCGGAAAAUAAAACAGGAGCUUGACCUCAAGAGCCACGAGAUCAAGCUGGCCGAGGAACAAAUCAGCGGUAACUCGUCGUCUUCGAUCAUCCAGGAAGUAGAGACAAUGAAGGAGACCGUCUCGCAACUCAAGAUCGACAUUACGGAGGCACGGAAGAGGCAUGCGGAAGCCGUUGCCGAUGAGAAGCGUAUCGAGAAGGACAUGAAAGACUUCGAUAACAACAAGGACGCAAAGCUGGUUGAGCUGCAAACAACCCUCGACAAGCUACGGGCGAAGCUGAACCAAAGCGCGACUUCCAUAAAGACGCUGCAGAAGGAACUGCAAGGCGCCCAGCUCGACUCGGAGCAGGUUGCCGGAGACCUUGCCGCGGCCAGGGAACAGCUCCAGGAGGUCCAAGUCGCCAUCAAGGCGCAGGAACAAGACAUCAAAGAUCUCGUCAGGCAGCAGGCCCAGCUCAAGGACAAACACGACGCGGUGCAGGCCGAACUGGACGACGAGAGGGCGAAGCUGCACGGAUUCGACGACGAGCUCCGCUCGCUAGAGGAAGCGAAGCGUUCCAAGAGCGCGCGCAUCGCCGAGGAAGGCCUCGAGAUGCAGAAGCUCGUGCACCAGGUCGAGCGGUUCCACAAGGAACAGCAGUCGGCCUCGCAGUCCGUGGGGCACCUGGAGCAGGAGUACGAGUGGAUCGCGGAGGAGAAGGGCAACUUUGGGCGCCCCGGGACGUUGUACGACUUCAAGGGGCAGAACAUCGGCGGGUGCAGGGCGACGCUGCGCAACCUGACCGACCGGUUCCAAGGCAUGAAGAAGAAGAUCAACCCCAAGGUGAUGAAUAUGAUCGACAGCGUCGAGAAGAAGGAGGUCUCGCUCAAGCACAUGAUGAAGACGGUCAUUCGCGACAAGCGCAAGAUUGAGGAGACCAUUGUCAGCCUCGACGACUACAAGAAGAAGGCCUUGCAACAGACGUGGGAGAAGGUCAACGGAGACUUUGGGCAGAUCUUCAACGAGCUGUUGCCGGGUAGCUUUGCCAAGCUUGAUCCCCCUGAGGGGAAAACCAUCAGUGACGGCCUGGAAGUCAAGGUUUCGCUGGGCAAGGUGUGGAAGGAGAGCUUGACUGAAUUGUCUGGUGGUCAGAGAUCACUCAUCGCCUUGUCGCUGAUCAUGGCUCUGCUUCAAUUCAAGCCAGCACCCAUGUACAUCCUCGACGAGGUUGACGCCGCAUUGGACCUGUCACACACCCAGAACAUUGGCCGGCUCAUUAAGACGCGGUUCAAGGGCUCGCAGUUCAUCGUCGUCAGUCUGAAGGACGGCAUGUUCCAGAACGCGAACCGCAUUUUCCGCACCCGGUUUAGCGAAGGCACAAGCAUGGUGCAGGCGUUAACGCCUGCAGACCUGAGGUGACGAUGACGCGUUUAUGUCUGUAUAUGUGUUUAAAGUGUCUCUAAGCAUCGCAGGGGGGACAAUAUGGUAUGAGUGGGUGGGAUAGCGUGUUCGGCAAAGGAAGGACUGGAUGGCUGGCUGGCUGGCUGGCUAGAAGGCUGAAAUGAUCACGGGAAUAAUGACUAGGGGUUGUCUUAAUGAGCUUGAUAUCCCCCUAUUUUUUUGCAGAUGAUUUUGAUAUUUGAGUUUAAUCUCCUACCCCAACUACUACUCUUUAGCAGCGCAUGUCACCG
Molecule: messenger RNA, 3852 nt
Organism: Sodiomyces alkalinus F11
Lineage: Eukaryota; Fungi; Ascomycota; Sordariomycetes; Glomerellales; Plectosphaerellaceae
Product: RecF/RecN/SMC protein
Exons: 5
Coding region: 41-3580 (1179 amino acids)
Biological process (GO): chromosome organization
Cellular component (GO): chromosome
Molecular function (GO): ATP hydrolysis activity; protein binding; ATP binding
Source: RefSeq, a predicted model, not a curated record